GCCGGGUAAACAACCAUGUCUAUCCAGAAUAAGGGAAGCAAGAGAAGUGCAGAAGUGGCUACUGAAAAGCCCAGCAAAAAAUCCAAACAUGUCGAAGUUUCUGACGUAGAAUCUGAAUCUGCAAAUACAGAAACUUCUGAUUCGGAAUCAGAAGAUGACUUGGACAAAAUGGACAGUUCUGACGAUGAUGACAAUGAUGACAGUCGCGAUAGUGACAAAACCGUUGCUGGCGGUGACUCAGAAGAAAAUCCCGACAAGAAAACUUCGAAAGAGCAACAUGAAGAACAAAGAAAGCUAUUAAAAGAGAGAAAGAACAAAAGGAAAUCUGGUGUCGAAGUUGAAAGAAUCAAGAAGUUAUGGGAAAGGUUAAGAGUGCAGAACCCACCAUUACCUAAGGAGGUCAGAGAUAAGCUAUCCAAUGAAACUUGGGAGCUAUGUGAAGGUGUUUUGGGGGAUCUAGUAUUAAAGCAUGAUGCCUCCAGAGUUGUUCAGACUUUGAUCAAGUACUCUUCAAAGGAGAGAAGAGAUGACAUCUGUAAAGAGCUAAGACCAUAUUACUACAAGCUAGCUACUUCUGCUUAUGGUAAAUAUCUUUUGAUUAAGUUGCUCCACUAUGGAAGCAAAGACUCAAGGGCAAUUAUCAUCAAAGAGUUGCAUGGUAAGUUAAGAAAGCUAAUGAGACAUAGAGAAGGUGCAUAUGUUGUUGAAGAUAUGUUCGUAUUGUAUUCCACUGCCAAGCAAAGAAACCUUAUGAUUAGAGAAUUCUGGGGCUCUCAGUACGCAUACUUCCCGGAUGAGAAUGAUACCAGAAGUAUUGUCGAGGUCUGUAACGAGUCUGCAGAAAAGAAGAAAUUGAUCUCAGGAAAUUUAUUUGGUACUAUCAAAGCAUCAAUUGAGAAAGGUUCUAUAGGAUUCCAAAUUUUGCAUGCGGCUAUGAAGGAAUAUGUGCAAAUCUUUGAAGGACAGGAAGUUAGAGACUUCAUCGACUUAGUCACUGAGCAAUUUGCCUCAUUAGUACAUACUCCUGAAGGAUGUGAAGUCGCAUGCAUUGUCUUGGCAAAAGCCACAGCAAAGGAAAGAAAGGGUUUAUUAAAGAGCUUGAGAGAGCAUGCUGAGGCGUUAGCUACCAACGAACACGGACAAACGGUCCUACAAGUUAUUUUCAUGACUGUUGAUGAUACUGUUUUGGUCCAGAAGACUUUCCUACCCUCAUUUGAAGAUAAGAUGGAUACUUUAUUGGUAAAUAAGUAUUCAAGAAGACCAUUUAUCUAUCUUUUGAAUGGCCUAGACAAAUCGUAUUUUUCUCCACUUGUCUUGAAAGAUAUUAAUAGAUACUCAGAGCUGUCGAAAGAGACAUCCAAGAAACCAGAAGCUGAAAGGAGGAGCCAAAUUCUCAAACACUUUUUGCCAUCAUUUUACAAUGCUUUCUCAAAACAAGCUUACGACAUGUUAGGUGAAAAUAUGGGAGCCCAGUUUGCUCAGGAAUUACUCUACAACAACGAAUUCCCUGAAAUCAGCACUGAGCUUAGAGAAAAAUCUAUCGACCUUAUCAUCGACUGUGUUAGAGGUGAUCUUACCAAUGAAGAUCACUUAAUAAACAGACCUUAUACUCCCAGAUUAUUGAAGUCGUUAAUCCAAGGUGGGAAAUGGAACAAAGAAACUAAAAAAGUUGACGAAAUACCAGAUAUAAGUUUAGGACUCGAGUUUGCCGCUAAGUUUGUGUCGGAGAUAUUUGAUUCUGGUAAAGAUGAAGCCACUUUAGUAAGCUGGAUUACCAACAAGGAAAGUAGUUUUGUUUUGGUCGCUCUUUGUGACAAGUUUAAGGAAUUCCCAAAGCACGAUGUUGCUAAGGAAUUUGUCAAGCACUUGAAAAAGCAAAAGAAGACGAUCAAAAAACAAGAAGAAAGCAACAAGGGAGCCAAGUUGCUUGCCAAAGUUUUAGAGUUAUAGUAUUGUAUUAGCCUACAGUUAGUGUUUUUGUUCUGUAUAAAACUUCUUUACAUCUAAUUAGUAAAUAUUAACUACAAGCAGUAGUUCAA
Molecule: messenger RNA, 2039 nt
Organism: Pichia membranifaciens NRRL Y-2026
Lineage: Eukaryota; Fungi; Ascomycota; Pichiomycetes; Pichiales; Pichiaceae
Exons: 1
Coding region: 16-1950 (644 amino acids)
Biological process (GO): regulation of translation
Cellular component (GO): nucleolus
Molecular function (GO): mRNA binding
Source: RefSeq, a predicted model, not a curated record